AUCUCCUCUUAAACCAUCUCCACACACUCAGGCCACACUAUUGGAGAACACACAGGGACAACACACCAUAAGUGCAGCGCAAUGGCGGCCACCACCAUGUCUCUUUCCUCUUCGUCCUUCGCCAGCAAGGCCGUCAAGAACUUGCCCUCGUCGGCUCUCAUUGGUGAGGCACGUGUGAACAUGCGCAAGACCGCCGCGAAAGCCAAACAAGUUUCAUCUAGCAGCCCGUGGUACGGCUCUGACCGUGUGCUCUACCUCGGCCCGCUUUCCGGCGAGCCCCCCAGCUACUUGACUGGUGAGUUCCCCGGUGACUAUGGGUGGGACACCGCCGGUCUCUCGGCUGACCCUGAGACCUUCGCCAAGAACCGGGAGCUUGAGGUGAUCCACUGCCGAUGGGCCAUGAUUGGUGCGCUUGGUUGUGUCUUUCCUGAGUUGCUUGCCCGCAAUGGUGUGAAGUUCGGCGAGGCCGUCUGGUUCAAGGCUGGCUCUCAGAUCUUCAGCGAGGGUGGCCUCGACUACCUUGGCAACCCCAGCCUCGUCCACGCUCAGAGCAUCCUCGCCAUCUGGGCUUGUCAAGUUGUGCUCAUGGGUGCCGUUGAGGGGUACCGCAUUGCUGGUGGUCCGCUCGGCGAGAUAGUCGACCCACUCUACCCUGGUGGCAGCUUUGACCCGCUUGGCCUGGCCGACGACCCCAAGGCAUUUGCGGAGCUCAAGGUUAAGGAGAUCAAGAAUGGCCGCCUCGCCAUGUUCUCCAUGUUUGGCUUCUUUGUGCAGGCCAUUGUCACCGGCAAGGGCCCAUUGGAGAACCUUGCCGACCACAUUGCUGACCCUGUCAACAACAACGCGUGGGCAUUCGCCACCAACUUCGCGCCGGGGAAGUAAGACAUGAAUGAUGGUUGGGAGUUGUAUGUGAGUGUCAGUUGAAUUGUAACACCAACAUGUAAAAUAUGAGAAUUGUGUGCAAAGACAUUGUUUGAUUGGUCCA
Triticum urartu is the source of this 985-nucleotide messenger RNA. Its product is annotated as chlorophyll a-b binding protein, chloroplastic. Lineage: Eukaryota; Viridiplantae; Streptophyta; Magnoliopsida; Poales; Poaceae. Gene Ontology annotation, biological process: photosynthesis, light harvesting. Gene Ontology annotation, cellular component: membrane. The record is from RefSeq and is a predicted model, not a curated record.